This is a messenger RNA of Saprolegnia parasitica CBS 223.65, 1942 nucleotides long. RefSeq lists its product as hypothetical. Lineage: Eukaryota; Oomycota; Saprolegniomycetes; Saprolegniales; Saprolegniaceae. The transcript has a single exon. The record is from RefSeq and is a predicted model, not a curated record. The coding region runs from base 1 to 1836 and encodes 611 amino acids.
AUGUACUGGGCAUUGGCCAGCGAUCUCUGGGCCAUUAGCACCAACGCUACGCACAUCGGUGGCAAAAGCUUACUGUCCGCAAGCCCCCAGUUUGCCUUUUCAAACACGUCAAGCGCAUCGCUCUUGGCCCAAAACCUGACGCUGCCAAUGCCGUUGCUGCCUGGCUUGGUGCAACUCGCGUCCGCACUGGGACCCUUUGGGGCCAUCGACACUCAUCUCCUCGCACCACCAAGACUACUCUUGGACCUCCUUAACGAUAUCUUAAGUGCCGUCACCAUGCAGCUCGUCUCGAACGAGUUGGCGCAAGCCGAGUUUCUUUCGAUUCCUUCCAAGCCCAGUGUCUGCGAAGUACCUCCAUUCCUCUUAUCCGACCCUGCUAUCAUGCUCUUGGGCGGCAACCUCAUGUGCGGUGACGACUUGCCGCCCGAGCCUGCGAUUGGGCUCUACAGCGGCUUUGGGGCGUUCAGCGUCUGCAACGCCAACUUUUUCGAACUCAUGCAGCUAAGCACGAAGGAGCAGAUCUUCGCUUUCGCAGCCUUUCUCGCCACAACGGCUAUUGAGCCAGAAGACUACCAGGGUAUUUGCGACCUCGACAAGUGCUCUGGCGUAGCAUGUGCAGCCCAGUUUCGAGAUGUUGUCGGCUGGCUAGAACAAUACCCGAUUGUGACCCCCCGUGACCUUGUGUCGUCGGUGGUUCAGAGCAUCCUUCAACUCAAUCUCGAGACGACGCAGUACUUUUACGCGACCAAUGACACGCCCCAUGUCCAACUGUACCGUGUGCCGCUACUGACGCCGUCGGAGCGUCUCUGGGGCUUUUACGGCUGGUGCUUUUUGUACGAGUGGGCGACCGGUGCGCGCGAAGCCGUCAUAUUCACGGGUGACGCCGGUACGAUCACGUCACUCUCCCAGCGGACGCCGCCACUAAAGAUAAGCCCCGAUCCUGGCGAGGUGCCCGUGAGCUUUGCGUCGUUUUGUCAAGGGUGCAUUCUCUACGUCACGGGAUUGCUCAUUGCGGUGGCGGGGCUGGUGACCAUCUACAGUCUCAGCCUGCGUGGCCGCAUUGAAGCAUUCAAUCUCUUUGAGCUUAGCCGAAUCGUGGGCCACGUGUGGGCAGGUCGCCUCGUGCUUCUGCUACGUAGUUUGACGGCCAUCUGGAUCCUCAAUACGGCGCCGCUGCUCUUAACGCAAGUCGGUGCCGCCACCGUGAUGACGUCGACAUCACUGACGUGGUACAAGACGAUCCUGGCGGCCUCCGAGGUCUCGUGGCUCGUCUACGCCCUCAACGACCUCUUCAGCGUCAUGACGCAGCAGUACACGGCUACGUACGCGCCCAAGAGUGCCUUUUUAACGUGGUUUGUCGCGACUCUCUGGUCGUUUGUGUCGCCCGUCGCAGCUCGUGCUCAGCUGCAUCGGGACUGCUCCUUCGUGGACAUGGACGCGGGGAUUUUCUGCUCGAGUGCGAUGAUUUCCAUCGGCUCUACACGCGGCAGCAUCGCCUUGGUCGCCAUGGCGUUGGCGUGCAUCCUGCUCACGUAUGCUCUCGACCGGCUUCGGUUUCCUCAGCUACCACCCGUACAAGUACACUCGCUCUUGCUCAACGCGCAGAGUCUCUACUUGUUUGAUUGGACCGACUGGGCGAUCGAAGGCGAGUACUUCCUCGACAAAGCGUCAGCGCUCAUGGCCGGCGUGCUCUCGAUCGCGUACAACGACAACUUGUACAUUUUCGACAUCAAAACAUGGCGGUAUAUGACACUCCCAGUGCCCGUCGUGUCCCACGCCCUCGAUCCAUCGACGCGCGCCCGACUUCAGUCUGCGCUGCCGCUUGGACGCAUCUAAUGCUGGCGAUCGCAUACAGCACGAGCCCAUCCAAGCACAUCCAUGGCAUUUUCCUAGAGAGCGCUAGUCUAGGCGAAGCAAAGCCAAGUCUCAUUCGAUAUAAUGC